Messenger RNA from Tarenaya hassleriana, 4161 nucleotides. RefSeq names its product paired amphipathic helix protein Sin3-like 5. The transcript is spliced from 20 exons. Gene Ontology annotation, cellular component: chromatin; histone deacetylase complex. Gene Ontology annotation, biological process: negative regulation of transcription by RNA polymerase II. The coding region runs from base 369 to 3956 and encodes 1195 amino acids. Gene Ontology annotation, molecular function: transcription corepressor activity. NCBI's taxonomy places the organism in Eukaryota, Viridiplantae, Streptophyta, Magnoliopsida, Brassicales, Cleomaceae. The record is from RefSeq and is a predicted model, not a curated record.
ACAAUCUCCUUGUUGCUUGAGCAUUGCAUUAACCUCUUCGGCUGCCAAACCAGAGAGAGAGAGAGAGAGAUUUAUCGUACUUUUUUUUAGCGGUCGAUUUUUUUUUUUGUUGUUCUGGGGGCUACAAGGGCGAAGCUUGUUUGCUUCUCUGUGGAUAUUCUUCUCUCUUUCACCGGCGAAAACUCCGGCGGCUCUCCGAUCUUCUCUCCGUCAUAAUCAUCUCCCCCUCGGCGCUUUUUAUUUAAUUCUGAAGGAACGUUGAAGUUCGGUUGUGGUGGUCGAGUAAUGUGAUCUGGUCCACAAGGGUUCCGAGCUUGUUUGGCUGCUGAAGACAGUUUUUUUCUUUUCCGAGAAAAUAAGGAGGAGAGAUGAAGGGAGAUAGAGACGAGGUUUACAUGGCAGCCCAGGUACAGAGGCCUGCGGUUUCAUCUCGAGGAGAAACCAAUGGGCAGCCUCAGAUGAUGAGGGGAGCAGUAGGAAAUAUGGGAAGGCUAACUACAAGUGAUGCUCUCUCGUAUCUCAAAGCUGUGAAGGACAAGUUUCAAGACAAGAAAGAGAAAUAUGACACCUUUCUCGAAGUCAUGAAGGAUUUCAAAGCACAGAGGAUUGAUACUAAUGGUGUUAUAGCAAGAGUGAAGGAUUUGUUCAAGGAUUAUCAUGAACUACUUUUAGGUUUUAAUACCUUCUUGCCCAUGGGGUAUGAAAUUACCCUUCCACUUGAUGAAGAACGGCGUAAGAAACCAGCGGAUUUUGGAGAAGCUAUUAAUUUUGUUACCAAGAUUAAGGCAAGGUUCCAAGAUGAUGACCGUUCAUACAAAUCAUUUCUAGACAUCUUGAACAUGUAUAGAAAGGAAAGCAAGUCCAUCUCUGAGGUCUAUCAAGAGGUUACUUUGUUAUUCCAGGACCAUGAAGAUCUGCUUGAGGAGUUUGCUUAUUUUUUGCCUGAUUCUUCAGGAUCUACUGCUUCGUAUUUUCCUCUUUCUGGAAGGAAUGCAGCAUCACGUGAUAGGAGUUCAGCGAUGCCCCCCAUGCAUCAAAAGCUUUCUGAAAAGAAAACUAGACCACUAUGUAAGGCUGAGGAUUGUUCAGAACCCUCUGAUCAAGGAGAAGCGGGUGACGAGAACAUUGUGGCAUGCUCGGGGAAUUCUCUGGGAAAAUCAAUUGUUAAUGAAGGACAAUGGUCUAGGUGUUUAAAGAUAGAGGAAAACGGAUGGAUUCGAGAACCUGGAAAUAAUGGGGAUCAACAAAGAGAUCUUGACAAUGAUAGAACUGAGAGAAGUGCAGCUUCUGGAAGUAAAGAUAUCGCAAGUCACAAAAUUCCAUUGUUGACUAGCAAGCAUGUGGCAAAACCAAUCAAUGAACUUGAUCUCUCCGACUGUGCACAAUGUACUCCCAGUUAUAGGUUCUUGCCAGAUAAUUAUCCCAUCCAGAUUCCAAGCCACAGAAAUGAAAUUGGCGACAAGGUACUUAAUGAUCACUGGGUAUCAGUCACCUCAGGGAGUGAGGAUUACUCAUUUAAACAUAUGCGGAAAAACCAGUAUGAAGAAAGCCUCUUUCGGUGCGAGGAUGACAGGUUUGAGCUGGAUAUGUUGCUAGAGUCCGUAAACGCAGCCAUCAAGUGUGUGGAAACUCUUCUGGAGAAGAUCAACAACAACACAAUCUCUAUAGAGACUCCAAUAUGUAUCAGAGAACAUUUAACAGCUCUAAACCUAAGAUGCAUUGAGCGGUUAUAUGGUGACUAUGGGCUUGAUGUCAUGGAAUUUUUGAAGAAGAAUGCUCAUAUUGCUUUGCCGGUGAUAUUAACUCGCUUGAAGCAGAAGCAAGAAGAGUGGGCGAGGUGUCGUUCUGAUUUCAAGAAAGUAUGGGCUGAAGUAUAUGCCAAGAACCACCAAAAAUCACUAGAUCAUCGUAGUUUCUAUUUCAAGCAGCAGGAUACUAAGAAUCUAAGUACAAAAGGUUUAGUGGCAGAGAUAAAAGAUAUCAAUGAUAAGAAGCAUAAAGAUGACAUGCUUCAUAAUUUUACUGCUGGGGCAAUGCACUCUUUGACCCCGGAUCUGGAGUUCAGUUAUACUGAUCCGCAAAUUCAUGAAGACUUGUAUCAGCUGAUCAAGUAUUAUUGUGAACAGAUAUCUGCAACCGAACAGUCAGAUAAAGUAAUGAAAAUAUGGAUAACUUUCUUGGAGCCCAUGUUUGGUAUUCCUUCCAAGCCUCAAGGUAAUGAGACGGUCACAGUAGCUGUCAAGUCCAAAGAACAAAACCCAGAACGGCAUGAUGCAUGUGCAGGAUUGAAGGAGGAUAACCCUCGUGAAAGUUCUUCUACGUCAAACUCUAAACAUUCAAUAUCUCCAAGGAAAUCAGCCAAAGAAAAUCCAAUAAAGCAACAGGGCUCUCUUGAUCGGGAUGUGUCAGUUCGUAUGGGAGAAGCUGCUCAACGGGAUAAGGUGCAGGGUGAUGCGGUUAUGACUAAUGAGGAUGGUCAGUCUUCAGCACUGGUUUCCACCAGCAAUGUUCCAAUAACAGAAGGCUUAAAGAAUCGUGGCCUUAACGAAACACUAGUGAGAGAACAUAAGAUCGAGCGAGAAGAGGGUGAAUUAUCUCCAACUGAAAGUUUUGAGCAAGACAGUUUUGAGGCUUGCGGAGAGAGUGGCCUUGAGCCAGUGCAGAAAGUCACUGAUGAUGCAAAAUGCAAUGCAUACCAACAAAGAUGUGAACAAAGAUGUGAAGGAGCAUGCUGCACUGAAGCUGGAGCAAAGGAUGCCAAUGAGAACAAUGAUACUACUCAUGAGUCACUGGAAAAUAAUCAGAAUGCCACUGGGAUUAUUAUUGCUUCAAGAACUAAGUUGGGUGGUGACAAUGCUUCCCCUGAAGAGCAUGAAGGAGCUGUGAACCAUGAUGAACAUGAUAAUGUGUGUGUAAGUGAAAACGAGGAUGUUGAGGGGACUAAUGCCCAUGACGGUGAAGAUGGUCCUCCAUCACCAUUUUCAGAUCGCUUUCUGCAACCUGUGAAGCCCCUUGUAAAAUAUGUAUCUGCAACACUGCAAGAUAGUACAAGUGGCGCCGGGACUGAUUCUCGAGUAUUUUAUGCAAAUGAUUCCUUCUAUGUGCUUUUUAGGCUUCAUCAAAUGUUAUACGAGAGAAUACAAUCAGCAAAGAUACAUUCGCAAAGGAAAUGGAAGGCCCCAGAUAACACAACUCCUUCCGAUUCUUAUGCCAGGUUCAUGGAUGCCUUCUAUAGUUUACUCGACGGCUCUAGUGAUAAUACAAAGUUUGAGGAUGAAUGCCGAUCGAUUAUUGGAGCGCAAUCAUAUGUUCUUUUCACAUUGGACAAACUAGUUCAGAAGUUUGUUAAGCAUCUUCAUGCAGUUGCCACCGACGAGACAGACACCAAGCUUCUGCAAUUGUACACAUACGAGAAUUAUAGAAAGCCUGGAAGAUUCUUCGAUGCAGUUUACCAUGAGAAUGUCCGUGCUCUCUUCCAUGAUCAGAGUAUAUAUCGAAUUGAAUAUUUGUCGACACAAACCUGCCUCUCAAUUCAGCUGAUGAACAGUGUGCGAGAUAGGCCUGAAGUUACUUCCGUAACUGUCGAACCGAGUUUUGCACAUUACCUGCAGAAUGACUUGCUGUGGCUCAUAUCUGAUGAAGAGAGGUCCGGACUAUUUCUGAAGAGGAAUAAACGGAAAUUAGUUGACAGCAAUGAAUCUUCGGAAACAUCUCGGGCAAUGGAAGGAGUGAAAAUUAUUAAUGGUGUGGAGUGUAGGAUAACUUGCAGUAAUUCCAAGGUCAGGUACGGACCAGAGACGGAAGAUCUUCUGUAUAGAAGCAAGAGAAGGAGAACGAACCCAGAUGGGUCUUGCCUUAACAUUUCCAAGACUUCCAGUAACGGUGGAAUCGCCAGACUAAGAAGAAUCGCGCAUUUGCGCAUAUUGCUCAACUGCAGAAUGCUUGCCUUGCCUUGAUAUGAGAGGUGCCCAAGUUUCUCGUGAGAUUUUUGGCUUAGAGCACAGAGGAGCAGUUGUUGAAUUGAACUUAUUCUUGGAUCUCAUAUGGCCAAUUUUGGUGUCUUGUUUAGAGUUUUUUUUAAGGGCAGUGCCAAAGUUGGGAGAUCCAUAAUUCAUUCUUUCAGUAGUUUAUUCAUUUUUUUUAAGAAAAAAACUUUAUUCA